AUGGGUGACGGAACGCAAACCAAACCUGAGACGGGUGGUGGUGAAGCCACAGGAGCUGCUGACCAGAAGAGGAGCGAGCUAGCUCAGCUCGUUAAGCUCGCAGCAGCAAACGAAGCGGCGAAAGACUAUGGCAAGGCCGUAGACCUUUAUUCCCAAGCGGCCGAGCUUCAGGCUGGGAUAAAUGGUGACAUGGCGCCUGAGAACGCGGAUAUAUUAUACUCAUACGGGAAGUGCCUGUACCAUGUUGGCGUGAGCAAGAGUGACGUGUUGGGCGCGAAGAUGCCACAGACGGCGACAGAGCCUGCUGGAGGAUCGGGGAGCAAGUCUGGGAAGGACACUGGGGAGGGAGAAGUAUCGUCGAGCAUUAUUAGAGAUGCGAUUGCCAAGAAAGUGGAAGGGGAGGGAGAAGGAGGCCCGUCAGCCAGUCGAAGCAGCAAGACUGAUGGGACGCCACUUUUCCAAUUCAUUGGGGAUGAGAACCUAGAGGCAUCGGACGAUGAUGAGGAUGAGGAGGAGGAUGGAGACGAAGAAGGCAAGGGUGAGCAGGACGAGGAAGACGAUGAUUUUGCAAAUGCGUUUGAGAUCCUGGAUCUGACCCGUGUGCUGUACGAACGGCAGCGGAGUGAACUAGAGCAGGACAAGGAGAAGAACGAGGAGAAGCUACGACGGGUGAAGGAGCGGCUGGCAGACACAUACGACCUCCAGGCGGAGAUAUCACUAGAGGGCGAGCGAUUCCCAGAUGCAGCUACGGACCUUCAGUCGUCGUUACAGAUAAAGGAAGAGCUGUAUUCUCCAGAGGACCCUAUAAUUGCAGAGUGCUACUAUAAACUGUCACUAGCCCUGGAGUUCUCUUCAGUAAUGAAGAAAGAAGAAGAGGGAAAAGCGAGUGAGAGCAGCGGGUCAGAGCCGCAGUUCGACCCGGCCGCUAGAGAACGGGCAGCAGAAUACAUGGAGAUGGCGAUUAAGAGUUGCAAGGGACGGAUUGCAAAGGAGGAAGCCCGAAUCAAGAGUAUCGGCACAGAGGACAAGGAGACGGCGGCCAAGAUAAAGCGGAAUGUGGAAGAUGUCAAGGACAUUGUAUCGGAUAUGGAGCAGCGGCUAGUCGACCUCCGCCGGCCGCCGGUGGCCAUCCCCAACGCCGAACGGACCAAGGAGGAGCAAGCAGCAGCACAGGCCAUCAAGCUAGAGGAACUUACAAAGGCUGCCAAUGACCUGACGGGGCUGGUUAAGAAGAAGAAGCCUGCCGCAGCUCCCCAAGACCAAGGAGAGUCCGAGGGUAAAGGGAAGAGGCCGCUAGAGUCGGCCGAGGAGGAGACAGACCCUAAGCGGGUGAAACACCCAGCAUGA
Messenger RNA from Microsporum canis CBS 113480, 1347 nucleotides. Its product is annotated as tetratricopeptide repeat domain-containing protein. Bases 1 to 1347 code for a protein of 448 amino acids. Gene Ontology annotation, cellular component: nucleoplasm. NCBI's taxonomy places the organism in Eukaryota, Fungi, Ascomycota, Eurotiomycetes, Onygenales, Arthrodermataceae. The transcript has 2 exons. Gene Ontology annotation, molecular function: histone binding. Gene Ontology annotation, biological process: DNA replication-dependent chromatin assembly; CENP-A containing chromatin assembly. The record is from RefSeq and is a predicted model, not a curated record.